This is a messenger RNA of Cucumis melo (muskmelon), 1486 nucleotides long. RefSeq names its product stemmadenine O-acetyltransferase-like. Lineage: Eukaryota; Viridiplantae; Streptophyta; Magnoliopsida; Cucurbitales; Cucurbitaceae. The record is from RefSeq and is a predicted model, not a curated record. Bases 128 to 1441 code for a protein of 437 amino acids. The transcript has 2 exons.
UUGGCCAACCUAUCAUAUUUUCAUAUCCAUUAUUUAAAAAAUAAAACCAUCAUCGUCGUCGUUCAACUCUAUUUAGUUCCGUCGAUUUAGUUUUCAAUUCAAAGACAGAGCUUCAAAAAUCCCAACAAUGGAAGUUCAAAUUCUCACCAAAGAAAUCAUUAAACCUUCCUCUCCAACCCCUUCUCAUCUUCACCGUUUCAACAUCUCUCUGCUCGACCAGCUCUCCACCGCCGGUUACGUCCCUGUCAUUCUCUUUUUCCCCAAUUCCAAUGGAGCAACGCCUUUCAACGAAAGAUCCGACCGUCUGAAGAAGUCACUGGCGGAGAUUCUGACUCGAUUUUACCCACUCGCCGGCCGUCCCAGAGAGAAUAGCUACAUCGAUUGUAACGACGACGGCGCUGAGUAUGUUGAAGCUCGAACCAAUUGUGUUCUCUCCGAUUUUCUUAAGGAACCCACGCCGGAACUCCUCGCUCAGUUUCUUCCAAUUAAAACCGAAGCCCCCGAGGCCGCCGACGGCGGACGCAUGCUCUUAGUUCAGGUGACAUUAUUCGAAUGCGGAGGAAUGGCAAUGGGCAUAAGCUUCUCUCACAAACUAGUCGACGCAUCCUCCAUAAGCGUAAUCUUAAAAAGCUGGUCAGCGGCGGCGCUAGGCUCCGACAUGGUGGAGCCAGAGUUUCUUCAAACAUCUUUGGUACCAUCGCCGGAGGGAAUCCCAAUCGCCGCCCCACCAACAGACUUAGGCGGCAAAGUCAAAUGCAGUAGCCGAAGGUUAGUUUUCAACGCCCAAAGUAUCGCCGAUCUAAAAUCCAAAGCCGCAAGUGACAUCACACCGAACCCAACCCGUGUGGAGGUCGUAACGGCUCUCAUUUGGAAAUGCGCAAUGAAAGCACAAGCAUCAACAACUCGAAAAACGACGUCGCCUUCCCCAAAUCUCUCCGUCAUGUCCCAAACCGUAAAUUUACGCAAAAGACUAACCCCACCGUCGCCGGAAUAUUCGAUCGGGAACCUCGUCGGCAACUUCGUCACCGACGCAAUUCCGGCGUGGGAAAAAGAUUUGAAGGGACUCGUGGAGUUACUGAGAGAUGGGGUUAGAGAAUUUAAUAAAAAUGGGAUUAAAAGAUACGAAGGGAAAGAUUGUUUUACGAAGAUAUUUGAAUGGCUCCAACAAAGUGGGGGUUUGUUUAUGAGAGAGGACGUGGCUUUUUAUAUUAGUAGUAGUUGGACCCGAUUCGGUUUGUACGAGAUGGAUUUUGGGUGGGGCAAGCCGGGUUGGGUCAGCAUUGGGAGUAUUAUGUUUUUGAAUUUUGUGGUUCUUAUGGACACUAAAGAUGGGGAAGGAAUUGAAGCUUGGGUCACUUUGAAAGAAGAUGAAAUGACUUUUUUUCAAAGUGAUGAUGAGUUGCUUUCUUUUGCUUCUAUAAACCCUAGUGUCUUAAAUUGAGUAUAUUUCUCGUUUUAAUAAAAUUUGAGUUGUGUGUUGUUUAAA